This is a messenger RNA of Canis lupus familiaris (dog), 1032 nucleotides long. RefSeq names its product chromosome 26 C22orf15 homolog (gene C26H22orf15). The record is from RefSeq and is a predicted model, not a curated record. NCBI's taxonomy places the organism in Eukaryota, Metazoa, Chordata, Mammalia, Carnivora, Canidae. The transcript has 7 exons. The coding region runs from base 43 to 504 and encodes 153 amino acids.
AGAGAAAAACAGCCAGCACAAGGAAGCAGGCCUGGAGAAGCCAUGUUUAUCAAAGUGAUGUUUGGAGCUGGCUGCUGGGAGCUGGUGAACACCUGGUGCAGCCUGGUGACCCUCACAACCCACUUGAGGCAGAGAGGGCAGGUGCCUCCAGAUGCAACCAUUGCCCUCCUGGCUGAGGAUGGGCAUCUGGUAAGCCUGGAUGAGAGACUGGAGGGGGCUUCCCAGGCCCCUUCCAUGGGCAGCCCCCGGCUGCAGGAGCGUGGGACCUAUGUCCUUGUGAAGAUCAUCAAGGGGGAAGGUGGGACCCCCACCCGCUAUGAGUCCCUACUGGAGAACCUGGAUGACCAGUAUCCAGAGCUAGCAGAGGAGCUUCACUGCCUGUCAGGCCUACACCCCACGAGUGAUGGUCGGAGGAGGCGCACAAGCACACGGCGUGGCCAUCAGGAGCAAGGCCCCCUUUCAAGAUCACGCAGGAUGGGCUCCCUGCCAUCCAGGACACGCUAGUGGGGGCCAGGAGCCAGCCAGGUCCCGUGACCUGGCACAUCACGGCCAAGCGGCUGAGCUGGACUCUGAUCCAAGGGGGUUGGCUGUGACCUCUGCCGUGUGUGAUCAGGCCCAAAGAGCAGCCCAGGGGCAUUCUUCUUGCAAAAUCUAGACUUACUGAGAAGUUACAUCAGCUGGAGGGACAAGGUCACAGACCAAAGGGGCCCCUUUGGGUGCAGACAAAGGGAUCCAGAGGCAGAAGGGACAAGGAGGGUGAAGGGGGCAAGUAUCUCUGAGCGUGGGAGACAACAGGUUCCUCCAGGGCUUCCAGUCCCCAGAGUCAUGCCCUUGGGGCCUCUGCUAAUACCUCACUCCUAUUUGGACUGUCCAAGGUCAUCAGAUUACAACAGGGCUCCUCCCCCUUCCCCACCCUGGAUGCCAGCUUCAGGUAGGGACAUCCAUCCAUGCUCCUUUGACCCCACCCCAGCAGACAGGCUAGUGAGAGGGCACACAGUAGGCUAUGGUCUAAAAUAAACUCUUUUAAUUGCA